Molecule: messenger RNA, 1142 nt
Organism: Durusdinium trenchii
Lineage: Eukaryota; Dinophyceae; Suessiales; Symbiodiniaceae
Source: the annotation of a GenBank genome assembly
GUCUCAAGUGUGCUCAUCUACUCGGCACAGGAGCCAGAGGCAGCACAGGAGGCGAAUGCACCCGGCCUGGCAGAGGUGCCACAGCAGCCAGCUGAGCGGCCACGGGAGCGGCCAGAGAAACAGGUCGAGCCGCCAGUUGCACCUGCUGAUGAGAGUCCAAAGCCAGCGCAGCCAAAGCAGCCGGUGGGACCUUCAGGCCAGGAUAAGGAGCGAAAAAGCAUGGAAGUUCCGACUCCGAGCCAAGCUACUGUCCACCAGCCCACGGUCGGCAACUGCAGCAAUGCCGUGCCGACAGUGGAGAGGAUUGAUGCAUGCCGAAAGGCCAAGGUCAUUGUUGCUGGGACCGUCGUGCAAGAGGAGCUGGUGACGGAGGCUGCACUCCGAACUGAGCUGGCAAGUCAAACUGAGAGCAAGCAUGAUGGCGGAAUGAUGCCAGUGCCUGUGGGAGCCGCCAGCUAUUCAGCCGCCCAUAAAGCAGAAUCAGUGCUCUUGGUGAACAGAUCAGGGGCAGAAGUAUUUGAAGAGGCUGUGCAGAGCGAGUUGGAGACACGACCCGGGGCAGCGACACCCGUCUCAAGUGUGCUCAUCUACUCGGCACAGGAGCCAGAGGCAGCACAGGAGGCGAAUGCACCCGGCCUGGCAGAGGUGCCACAGCAGCCAGCUGAGCGGCCACGGGAGCGGCCAGAGAAACAGGUCGAGCCGCCAGUUGCACCUGCUGAUGAGAGUCCAAAGCCAGCGCAGCCAAAGCAGCCGGUGGGACCUUCAGGCCAGGAUAAGGAGCGAAAAAGCAUGGAAGUUCCGACUCCGAGCCAAGCUACUGUCCACCAGCCCACGGUCGGCAACUGCAGCAAUGCCGUGCCGACAGUGGAGAGGAUUGAUGCAUGCCGAAAGGCCAAGGUCAUUGUUGCUGGGACCGUCGUGCAAGAGGAGCUGGUGACGGAGGCUGCACUCCGAACUGAGCUGGCAAGUCAAACUGAGAGCAAGCAUGAUGGCGGAAUGAUGCCAGUGCCUGUGGGAGCCGCCAGCUAUUCAGCCGCCCAUAAAGCAGAAUCAGUGCUCUUGGUGAACAGAUCAGGGGCAGAAGUAUUUGAAGAGGCUGUGCAGAGCGAGUUGGAGACACGACCCGGGGCAGCGACACCCGC